UGUCGGCCAUAGUGAUGAGGUCGUUUAACUACAGCUAGUAACAAAAAAUAGUAAAGAAGUUAAUGUUUUCACAUUUAGGCUUGUACAAAACUCAGUUUGGACGCUUGGCUCUUAAGGAGUGGGUUAAUAAGUGCGUUAAUUUCUUAUCAUAAAGCUACAAACCUUAGCAUGUCUCGAUUUUACUGGAUUUGGGAAUUCACUGUGGAAUUAUGACAGUGAGUGAAGUGUCAGUCAAGACUGGAGGCUCCAUCUCUAUCCCAUGUCUCUAUGAGCCUCACUACAGAAACCAUGUGAAAUACUUGUGUGAAGGACAUUUUUUUAUAGUUUGCACAAUAGUAGCUCAAACAGACCAACCAAAAAGCAGUUCAGAAAAGUUUUCAAUCUACGAUGACACAGACCAAAACAUCUUCACGGUAUCAAUUCAUGAUCUGACGCAUAAGGACUCUCAUUACUGGUGGUGUGGUGUGGAGAUUGAAAAAAACAGAGAUGUUCGACAAUACUUUCAUCUGUCAGUCACCACAGGUAUGUCAAGUCUGUAUGUGGACCAACAGAAAAUUACAGCAUUUGAAGGAGGAAGUGUGACUGUUGCGUGCCACCAUAAAUAUCCAAAAGUGACAAAGUGGUGCAGACUGGGCAGGAACUGUGUGACAGAUCAGAGCAGAUCAAUAGAUGGAACACCAGUGACCAUCAAUACAAGUGUCCCAAAUGUUUUCACUGUGACUAUGAGUGAACUGACAACAGAGAGCAGCGGCUGGUAUUGGUGCGUCAAAGGAAAAUUACAGAUGCCGGUUCUUGUAACUGUUCAUGAAUUAACCUCAACUACUACAACUACAAUGAGCCCCAGUACAGCAGACUUCACAGGGACAAUUUCAACCACUCACCAGCAUUCUUCCUCGCUCAUGAGUACUGAGCCACAAACAGCUCGUCCCACAAACACCAUCAUAUCUGAGGGACCGAGAGACAGAGAGACCCUGCAAGAUGAACACAAGAGGUCCACUAAAUUGACAGUUCUCAUCACCAUCCUGGCCUUACAGCUGUUGGUUGUUCCUGCUGCCUUUUUUGGAUGGAGAAUGAUAAAAUGUCAAAAGAGCAAACCUGAGGGGCCUGACAUCACUGUGUGUUCAGAAACCGGGAGAGAUCCUGAAGUGCUCUAUGCUACUGUUGUUCAUUAUCAAUGUGUGGCACCCUGGAAGAAAGUAAAACUGCAGAACCAUAUGCCCGAGGAGACCGUGCUAUACAGUUCCAUUGUAAUAAAAGAUAGUGUGCAACAAAUGGCUGAACCAGCUGAUCGAAGUGAUAAUGAGCAAGAUAGGAUGAGAGAACAUAGAAGUCAGGAAGUAAAGAAGUGUUAUUUUGUCGGACUCACCAACAUGACUGUUCAUCUCAGCUUUCUUCUCAUCCUCACUGGACUCACAGGAGUUCACAGUGUAACCACAGUCAGUAAAGUGUCAGUGAAGGCCGGAGAUUCAAUCACCAUCCCAUGUCUCUAUGGCUCAAAAUACAUGAACAACGUGAAGUACUUGUGUAAAGGAUAUUACUGGAGCUCCUGUUCAUAUGCAGUUAAAACAAACCAACCACAUAGUUCAGGAAAGUUUUCAAUCUCUGACGACAAAAACCAAAGAAUCUUCACUGUGACUAUAAAAGAUCUGACGAAUACAGACACUGAUUACUGGUGUUUUGUGGAGAUUAAUGGAGGGGCAGAUUAUAGACAGUAUUUUCCCCUGUCUGUCACCACAGAUACACCCAGCCUCUCUGUGGAUCAUCAGGAGAUUACGGGGUUUAUAGGAGAGAGUAUAAACAUCAGUUGUAACUAUAGAAACUCUGGAGAAAGGAGGUGGUGCAGGUUGGGCAUGAACUGUGUGACAGGGUCAUCAGGAUCAAUAGAUGGAACAAGUGUGACCAUCAGUGCGACAGUCCCCAAUGUUUUCACUGUGACUAUGAGUGGACUGAAGACAGAGAGCAGCGGCUGGUAUUACUGUGUUAAAGGAGAAUUACAGAUGCCAGUUCAUGUCACUGUUACUGAGAGACCUACCACUACCACACUUGCCACAACAAGAGAUGUCACUACCUUAUCACCCACUUCUGAGCCUGUGAGUAUCACCCCUACUUCUGGAGAUGAAGUGUCUACCACAGAUCAGCAUGAACAACCCGGUGUUUCAGUUGCCCUGAUGAGUUUCGUGAUUUCUCUGAUUUUGUUGAUCUUCAUUGUAAUGGUGACCAUUUUCGUCUGGUUCAUGUUGAAAAAGAACAAGCAGACCAAAGCAGCAUCAUUAUCCAUGACAGAAGCUGAAGAGGAAGCAACAUACGGCAAUACUGAGAACAUGAGGAAUUAUUCAAGACAGUCAUAUGCUGAGGCUGAUGUGGAUGUGAUAUAUAGUUCUGUGGUUAUCACGAGGCAACAAAGACAACAAAGGGUUGAAGCAAAUGAUGAAAAUCUUACAUAUAUUAAUCUGGCUUAGAACCAGCACGGCUUAGCAUCCAUUACCCCAAAGUUACCCAGAAACUUCUCUCUACUUUCUUUAAUUUAGACGCUUUACACCUUUAUUCUCUUCUGCAAAACAUUUCAAAGAAGCAUUGACCUAUUGGUUUGCCAAGAAUUGGACAAGACUACUGAGGUUUUCUAAAACCUCACAUUGCACAUACAGUAACUUUAUUGUUCGACACAGCCUUCCAACACACUAUAAAAAAGUGUGUGUAAAAGGCUGCUGUGAAAAACAGCUGUGAAUUUUUAGUUUCAAUAUCUAACCCUGUGAGGUAGGUGGUUGACAACAUCCCAGGCUCGAACGUGACUGGACACUUGUUGCAUGGGACCCACAAACCCGGCCACAAAUUUUGCAUUAAUUCUGUGCUGUACGUAGUAAAGGCAUAAAAAAAAAAAUAAAAAAAUGCAGCUGUGAUCACUCAAAUCAAGUGUUUGGUUUUAAUAUUGUUUGGGACGUUAGACAACCAAUAUGCACAGUUGUAUGUUAAAAGUGUCUAUAUUGCCCAGACAUGCACAUACUGUACACGCAUAUACAAACACAAAGCUUGAUUCUGCAGAACAAAUGCUUUUAUGUAAUUGCUUUUAUGACUUGUCCAAAAGAGAAUAUGUCUCAUAUUGAUUUCAUGUCUUGUUUUAAACUCAUAUUUUAUAUUUUAUGUGAUUAGGUUAUUCUUCAUUAGCACCUCUAAGAGCAUCAAAAUAAACUAAACUUUAUCCACAAGCCGCCUUUAGACUUCACUUGAGACUAAGUACUUGAUAGUGUGUAAUGGAAUGCUGACUAACUUCCUGUUAGCUAUUUUGAGCUGAAUUAAAACCUUGUCUGUGAUUCUGUAGCUGUCCUCUCUCUCAGUCACCCAAUGUGUCUACACAACUAAAGACUAUCCCACAGCUAAUGAUACAGUGCAUUCAUGACAGAGCCACAGCAAUGAUCAUACUGUAUCCCAUCUUUAAACAAUCUUUAAAAAACCUCCUCUUGUAUUUAUUUUUCAAUCAGCCCAUAAACCUAUAGUUGGACCCUAUAGACCCUGCAGCUCCAUCUGCUUGGUGGUUAGACUGCUGCUACCAAGAUUUGAGAAAUAAACACAGUAUAAUUUACAUCUUACAUCUCAUAAUUAAUUUAUAUGUACAGUCUAUGAUAUAAAUUCAGUUGCCUGAUGUGCGUUAUAUCCAGUGGAAACAUUAUUUUCAAUUUUAUGUUGAUUC
Messenger RNA from Seriola aureovittata, 3685 nucleotides. RefSeq lists its product as uncharacterized. NCBI's taxonomy places the organism in Eukaryota, Metazoa, Chordata, Actinopteri, Carangiformes, Carangidae. The record is from RefSeq and is a predicted model, not a curated record. Bases 210 to 2459 code for a protein of 749 amino acids. The transcript is spliced from 18 exons.